UUCUUGAACUUCUGUGGCCUGAACUUGAUAUGGGUGUUAUGGAAACCAUAAAAAUCAUUGUUUCAUGCUCUCUUUGUUUGUACCUUCUAUUUUUUCUCAUCAAGCUCAUACACAGACUAUGGUGGGCUCCAAUUCGCAUUCAACGCGUGAUGAACUCACAGGGAAUCAGAGGCCCUUCUUACAGACUCAUCCAUGGAAAUAUGAAAGAGGUCCUCAAUAUGAGAACAGCAACCAUGAGCAAACCAAUGGAUUUAUCGCACAACAUAUUCCCCAGACUCGAGCCUCAUCUACAAUCUUGGCUCAACAUAUAUGGGAAGAAUUUCCUUAUGUGGCAUGGUCCAGAAGCUCAGUUAGUUAUUACAGAAGUAGAGUAUGUCAAGGAAAUACUUAACGACAAGGAAAAGAGUUACGUGAAAGGAGGUAUUGAAGGCAUCUUAAAGAAGCUGUUAGGAGAUGGGCUUGCGACAUCUAAAGGUGAAAAAUGGGCAAAGCAAAGGAAACUGGCCAGCCACGCUUUCUAUGCAGAGAGCGUAAAAAAUAUGGUUCCGGCGAUGAUUGAGAGUGUUGAGAUGAUGCUAGAAAGGUGGAAACAUCAUGAAGGCAAAGAGAUUGAUGUAUUUGAAGAAUUUAAAGUAUUAACUUCAGAAGUCAUUUCGAAGACAGCUUUUGGCAGUAGUUAUUUAGAAGGGAAAGAUAUAUUUGAGAAGUUAAGCAAGAUGGUUUUCUUAGUUUCCAGAAAUACGCUCAGAAUCAGGCUUCCUGGCCUUAGCCUAUUCUGGAAGAGUAGCGAUGAUAUAGAAUCAAAUAAACUUAAACGCGAAAUAAGAGAUUCUAUUACGAGGAUUGUAAGGAAAAGAGAAAAAGUUUUAAGAGAAGAGGGAAACUUUGGGACUGAUCUGCUUGGUCUACUUGUGGAGGCUUAUAAUGAUACCGACAAGAAGAGUAGGAUGACACUGGAAGACGUGGUUGAUAAUUGCAAGACCUUCUACAUUGCUGGACACGAAACGACAACCUCCUUGCUUUCGUGGACCAUUCUUCUUCUAGCAAUCAAUAGGGAGUGGCAAGACAAAUUACGGAAGGAGGUUCUAGGGUUAUUCGGAGAACAGAAUCCAACUGCAGAAGGCAUUGCAAGAAUGAAACAGAUGACAAUGGUCAUUAAUGAGACCCUAAGGCUAUACUCUCCUGCCCCCGGAUUUACGAGAGAAGUACAGUGGGAAAGCAAAUUGGGAAGGCUUGUCCUUCCAGCCAAUUUAACCCUGAUCAUUUCUACUCUGUCUCUUCAUCUUGAUCCACAUAUUUGGGGAGAAGACGCGCAUCUCUUCAAUCCAGAAAGAUUUUCAGGAGGAGUGGCUAAAGCUACCAACAACAACCUGGCAGCGUACCUUCCCUUUGGUUUGGGACCACGCAAUUGUGUAGGCAUGAACUUUGCAAUUAAUGAAGCAAAAAUCGCUCUCUUGAUGAUUCUACAACGCUACGCAUUCACUCUGUCCCCAACCUAUAUUCACUUGCCAGUUUUGCAGAUCGUACUUCGGCCAGAAAAUGGGAUUCAAGUGAUGCUUCACCCUCUCUAGUAUGUAUCAAAGUGUGCACACUGGGUGCAAAACAGUCUUAAAAUAAAUAGUAGUAUCAAGCAUGGGAUUGAAGUGAUGCUUCAUGACCCUCUGUCGUAUGUAUCAAGGUGUGCACUGGGUGCAAAACAGUCUUAAAAUAAGUGGUCAAGAGAUAUUUUGGGGC
Messenger RNA from Rhododendron vialii, 1734 nucleotides. Its product is annotated as cytochrome P450 CYP749A22-like. The transcript has 5 exons. Bases 30 to 1571 code for a protein of 513 amino acids. Lineage: Eukaryota; Viridiplantae; Streptophyta; Magnoliopsida; Ericales; Ericaceae. The record is from RefSeq and is a predicted model, not a curated record. Gene Ontology annotation, molecular function: heme binding; oxidoreductase activity, acting on paired donors, with incorporation or reduction of molecular oxygen; monooxygenase activity.